Rasamsonia emersonii CBS 393.64 is the source of this 1335-nucleotide messenger RNA. RefSeq names its product Ribosomal biogenesis protein Gar2. NCBI's taxonomy places the organism in Eukaryota, Fungi, Ascomycota, Eurotiomycetes, Eurotiales, Trichocomaceae. Gene Ontology annotation, molecular function: RNA binding. The transcript has 3 exons. The record is from RefSeq and is a predicted model, not a curated record. Gene Ontology annotation, biological process: maturation of LSU-rRNA from tricistronic rRNA transcript (SSU-rRNA, 5.8S rRNA, LSU-rRNA). Gene Ontology annotation, cellular component: nucleolus. Bases 1 to 1335 code for a protein of 444 amino acids.
AUGGCACAGGAGAAAAAGGACAAAAAGCGCAAGGAUGCCCCGACCGCGACCGCCGCGGUGGCCGACCCUCCAGCUAAAAAGUCGAAGAAGGUCGCUGCAACUAUGCCCGCUAAGACUUCCGAAGAGCCUCCCAAGUCGAUUCUGAAGAAGAAGAAGGAUACCACUGAAGAAGCGACCAAUGGCACAGAGACCUCCACGAAGUCGUUGAAGGUGGACAGCGAACCCGCACGGAAAGUGAAGCCGCGCAAACGGGCAGCGGACUUCCUAAGCGACGACGAGGAUUCUGAUGUUGAGAUCCAAACCGAGCCUUCGAAGCCUAGCAAGAAGCAGUCGAAGAAAUCCGAGGAGGAGCAGGCACCUGCUAAAGCGAAAGAGUCGAAGGACAAGAGCAAGAAGAAUGGUGUAGACGCAAAAGCGAAAAAGCACGAGGCUAUUUCUGAAGAGUCCGACGAUGCAUCAGACUCGAAGGCCGACUCGGAGUCUGAUGAAGGCGAGGACGACCGGACGGCCGAACUUAUCAAAGGCUUCGAGAGCAGCGGGGAUGAGGAAGACCCCUCCGAGGACGAAGGGUUCGACCCGAACCAUCCUGUUCCACGGAUUCCUGAUUCGAAGAAGACAAAACGGAAGAUCAUAAAGAAACAAAAGAAGAAUGAUGAUGUCGAGCAACCUGGUACUAUCUACGUCGGACGUAUUCCGCACGGCUUCUACGAGCACCAGAUGCGCGCUUACUUCUCUCAAUUCGGUGACAUCACCCGUCUCCGUCUCUCUCGCAACCGUGUCACCGGCCGUUCGAAGCACUAUGCCUUUAUAGAAUUCGCCUCGGCUUCCGUCGCGAAGAUUGUUGCGGAGACCAUGGAUAACUACCUGAUGUACGGACAUAUCCUUAAAUGCAAGUUCGUUCCUCAGGAGCAACUGCACCCGGAGAUCUGGAAGGGCGCCAACCGGCGGUUCAAGCGGACGCCUUGGAAUCGGAUCGAGAAGCAGCGUCUCGAAAGGGGCAAGACUCGAGAGAAAUGGGCCCAGAAGAUCGAGCAGGAGGAGAAGAGAAGACGUGCCAAGGCAGAGAAGCUGAAGGCGCUGGGAUACGAGUUUGAGAUGCCGGCGUUGAAAUCCGUGGACGAGGUCCCUGUUCAGGGGAAGGACGCACCCAAAGCUAUCGAAGAGCCGACCGCUGAGCCUGUCGCGAACGGCACCGAAAAGGAGUCCGUGAAGGCCUUGGAGGCACCAUCCACCAAUAAUGCGGACAAGCAGGCUGGUGAUGAUGAUACCCCAAAGAAGUCGUCGAAGCAGGACAAGAAAGAGAAGAACAAGGAAAAAAGGCUGCCUCGAGCGUAA